CCGCGUGUGGCCGCGGGUUGCCGGGGGGGCGCGUGCUCGGGGAUCCUGGGGGCGCAAGGGAACCAGGUCAGCAUCCACCGCCAUGCAGCCUUCCCGGCUCUACACCUUGGUUCUGGUACUGCAGCCGCCACGCAUCCUCCUGGGCAUGAAGAAGCGUGGCUUUGGGGUUGGCCUCUGGAAUGGCUUUGGAGGCAAAGUGCAGGAGGGAGAGACCAUCGAGGAAGGAGCCAAGAGGGAGCUGCAAGAGGAGAGCGGCCUGACAGCGAAGACGCUACACAAGGCUGGCCACAUCGUGUUCGAGUUUGUGGGCGUCCCCGAGCUCAUGGAUGUGCACGUCUUUUGUACGGACACAGUCCAAGGCACUCCGGCUGAAAGCGACGAGAUGCGGCCCCAGUGGUUCCACCAGGACCAAAUCCCCUUCAGCGAUAUGUGGCCUGACAACAAGCUCUGGUUCCCUCUCUUGCUCCAGAAGAAGUUGUUUCAGGGGUACUUUAAGUUCCAGGGACACAGCACCAUCGUGGACUACACCCUCCGGGAGGUGGAUGCCCUGUGAGGGGACGUGACCCACCAGGGUGAGGAUAUGUAUGGCCCAUCCCUCCCUGCUGUGCACCAUGGGCUGAGGCAGGCAAGGGCAUGUCCCCCAACUCCACUUCAUGUUGUUUUUUUUUUCCCCUUUACAGUAGCAGAAACUGAGGCAGGACUCAAAAGAAAACAUGCCCAAGGCCAGAACAUUCCUGAUCCCAAAAGGCUUUAUCUCUUCACUGUAAGAAAAACUGAGGCAGGUCUCGAGGCCACUCACGGUUCCUGACCCCAAAGGACUACUGGCAUCUGAUCAAGGGAAAAGAAAGUCUGCACACAAAAAGUGCAUGCCACACUCAGUUCUUAUAAAUGCCUUUAAUAACAGUUAUUCAUGAAAGCUUCUAAAUAAACUCUCGGCAUAGAGAUCACAUGUAAACAA
Suncus etruscus (white-toothed pygmy shrew) is the source of this 958-nucleotide messenger RNA. RefSeq names its product nudix hydrolase 1 (gene NUDT1). The record is from RefSeq and is a predicted model, not a curated record. Lineage: Eukaryota; Metazoa; Chordata; Mammalia; Eulipotyphla; Soricidae. Gene Ontology annotation, molecular function: 8-oxo-7,8-dihydroguanosine triphosphate pyrophosphatase activity. Gene Ontology annotation, biological process: DNA protection. The transcript is spliced from 4 exons. Bases 83 to 553 code for a protein of 156 amino acids.